UGCUAUUGUGAAAAAGAAUAUGGCUAGAAAUUCCAUUACGGCUUUAAAACUCCAAAAUGGGAUUUCUACCACUUCUAUUGACCAAGUUGCUACGGAAUUAGUGAAUUUUUAUACUAAUUUGUUUGGUGCCUACUACCCCACUUCCGGGUUGGACCCCUCUGUGGUGGCCUCGGGUAGGUGUUUACCCGCCAAUGCCACUCCUGGCUUGGUUGCUCCUAUCACCGACUUGGAAAUCAAGGAGGCCUUGUUUGAUAUUGGUGAUAACAAAUCACCGGGGCCGGACGGUUAGACAUCCGCAUUUUUUAAAAAAAAUUGGAACACCGUUGGUUUUGACUUUACUAGAGCCGUGAGGGGCUUCUUUGGCUCUGGCAGGUUAUUAAAGCAAACUAACCAUACGGUUAUUGCUUUAAUUCCUAAGACCAAUCACUCUCCCACACCGGCGGACUUUAGACCAAUUGCUUGUACUAAUGUGGUUUACAAAGUCAUUACCAAAAUUAUUUCUAAGAGAAUGAUCCCGUGUCUACCGGACCUCAUUGACCACGCCCAAGGGGCGUUUGUUGAUGGAAGACUUAUGAUUGAUAAUGUCUUCGUUGCACAAGAACUGAUCAAGGGAUACUCUAGGAAACGUGCAUCUCCUAGAUGUAUGAUAAAGGUUGAUCUCCGGAAAGCCUAUGAUACUAUAUCCUGGGAUUUCCUGGCUGCCAUGUUAACCCAUUUGGGCUUCCCGGGCAGAUUUAUACAUUGGAUUAUGGAGUGUGUCACCACACCUUCCUAUUCCAUAUCUAUUAAUGGGGUGCUUCACGGCCACUUUGAGGGUAAGAGAGGGCUUCGGCAAGGGGAUCCUAUGUCCCCCCUCUUAUUUGUCCUUUGCUUGGAAUAUUUUUCCAGAUUGUUGAACAUUAGGACCAAAAAUCCUAUGUUUAACCACCACCCCCUGUGUGGAUCCCUUAACAUAUCACAUGUGGCUUAUGCUGAUGAUUUGAUGCUUUUUUCUAGAGGGGAUACCACAUCUAUACAGAUUCUCACACAAGCCUUGGAAGAUUUUGGUAACCUAUCUGGCCUUAGGGUCAACUACGAUAAAUCAAAUAUCUUCCUUGGUGGUAAUGCAUAUUAUGAGCUUGACACUAUACUAGAACUGGUGGAUUUCAAAAUUGGUGCAUUCCCGGUCAAAUACCUAGGGGUCCCCCUGGCACCCUUAAGGUUAUCUGUGGCCCAGUAUGCACCACUUUUGGAGUCCAUAACUACUUUCAUUAAUGCUUGGAGUACUAAGUCUUUAUCUUAUGCAGGCAGAGUUGAGCUGAUAAAGUCCGUUAUACAGGGAGUGCACUCUUUUUGGUUACACAUGUUUCCCAUCCCUAAUGUUAUUCUUGAUAGGAUUACAUCCAUUUGUCGCAUUUUUCUUUGGGGAAGCAAAUUCGCUAGGGUUGCCUGGGCUGAUAUUUGUCUCCCUAAAGAAGAGGGUGGACUUGGCAUACAUGACACAAAAGUUUGGAAUAAGGCUUUACUUUCAAAAACUUUUUGGGAUAUACAUACAAAAAAGGACACACUUUGGGUCAAGUGGGUCCAUGGGGUUUAUCUCAAGGGUAGGUGUGUGUGGGAGUUUGUCCCACACGAAAGAGAUUCACAAUUGUUUAAAAAAAUUGCACAAAUCCGAGAUGAAAUACUCUCCAAAUUCCAGGACAUCCCGAGUGCUAUACUUGGCUUAAAUGCUUUUCAGAUGAAUGGUAAGCUUGUAUCCUCCAAAGUUUAUGAUUUGCUUAGGCCUAGGGCUGCCACCCGUGUGUGGAUGCCGUUUAUUUGGAAAGAUUACAUCCCUCCCAAGUUUUCCUUUGUUACUUGGCUGGCAUUCCGUAACAGAUUAGCCACGUGUGAUAAUCUUCAUAGAUUAGAUGUGGAUAAUACUUGUGUAUUGUGCAAGGGUGGACCGGAAACGGUUCCACACCUCUACUUUGAAUGCCCUUUUUCAGGAAAAGUUUGGGCUAUGAUGAAAGCAUGGAUUGGCAUUCCACGAAUGAUGGGGACCCUAGCUAGUGCGGUCAAAUGGAUCAAGAAGGAAAGGAGUGGAGCUAAUGUACGAGCCAAGGCCGCCAGGAUUGCUUUCUUGUGCACCAUAUACUCGCUUUGGAGAGUCAGGAAUGCAGCUCGAUUUGAUGAUUUUUUGCCAAAGGAGGAGGAAGUUUUUGCCAGGAUACAAUAUGUUGUCUAUAAAAUUCUGUAUUGCAUCUAUCCUUAUGAUUUGGUAGUACUUUGAUAACUUUCCGCCCAUCACCUAUUUUUGUUUGUGAUAGGCCGUGAGGUAGUAUAGGGGGGGCUGCCAUGGCACCCUUAUUUUGGCAGGUGAUGGGUUAUCCAAUCUUUGGAUAGCCUACAGUUUUGCUCAUAUUUUUUGCUGUACAGACGAACUAUUGACGGUUUUUUCUAAUAUACUUACAUGUUAUCGUCGAGUUGCAAUGGG
Messenger RNA from Cuscuta epithymum, 2455 nucleotides. The record is from the annotation of a GenBank genome assembly. NCBI's taxonomy places the organism in Eukaryota, Viridiplantae, Streptophyta, Magnoliopsida, Solanales, Convolvulaceae.